AUGAGGAGCUUUGCGGAGGUCCUCCGCAGACCGAGAGCAGGUUGCAGCGAGACCGCGCGCAUUGAGGAUCAGCCCGACCCGGUGAGCAGUUCCGGAGGUAGCGAGACGACGGACGCGGCGAGCCGUCCGGCUGCCCUUACCGCUGUUUUCGGGGCCGGCGUAGGACUGCCGCCGGGCUCUGCCAGCUUUUCAGAGCCGGAGUACCGUUUCCAUCGCACCUUCGGGAGGUGCCGCCGCUCGCUUCCUCGAGUCCCGACGCGGCGCUCUCAGCCGCGUCGGGUUUUUUGGCGGUCGCUUCGGUUCCUUCCGCCGUCAUCGGCGGGAGCGAGCGGGACGGGGCCGUACUGUUGCAGCCUUUGUGCUGGUGAGGGUGACACGCGACGCGAAGGGCUGCUAAGACUCAAGUUUACGUUUUCGCAGGCGGAGCGAGGGCCUCUUGUCGGCCCGAUCCGGCGAGCGUUCGGGGUCCCAGGUAAGCGCUCUGCGCUCGGGGACGGGACCUUGCGUGCCCUCCUUCCUCUCCCCCAGUUACGUGUAACUUCAGGAAUACUCUUCGUGGCAGCUCGUGUGGCUGGCGAUGUUCUUUUCAGGACAGACAGACGCAGCGGUUCACGCGAGGAAGCCGAACGGACCGUGCUGCGCCCGGGGGCGAGCGGAGGAGCGCUCGGCGGCGGCUGGAGUUGGCUUCACCGCUGCGGGGAAGAACCGUAUGACAGGAGCGGCACCCGAAGAAGACUGCGGUCCCGGCGAGUGAGAGGUACCGCGGGCCGGCCGCGCGCCCUCGUGGCCGAUGUUAUCCCGGGGCGAGUUAAAAGGAGCGCGGGCGGCAGGGCGAGGGAGGGGACCUUCCGUGUUCCACGUGCCCCGGCGGGGCCGUAUCUGCUUCUGGACUCUGCAGGUCGAGGAAGACGGGACGUUUGCGGAGUCUGGCGGAGAGCGGUGAAGACGAUGGGGGCGUGGGAGCGUCGUCUUUCUGAGGAACGGAUGAGAGAUCAACGACUGCCUAGCGCCCUUCUCUGGGAGUGUGGUGAUCUCCGGAGAGCCCUUUUCAGUCCUACAGCUCUAGUUCUGAUCUUGCUGUGGGGUGAGGGCAGCGGUGAAGCCGUUUUUGCUGGCGAUUGGCCUGAAUACGCAAGUGGUUUCUUCAGCGUUGGAAUGAAAGAUGUCCUCUCCUGGAGGGAUGGAAUUGAUGGAGGGAGAGGUCUUGGUGCAGCUGGUGUUCUGGGAGGAUAUUCAACAUCCUCAGUUGGUAGCUGGGCUCUUGUGAAGCUGCAGAGGUGGAAGCAGAGAAGCUGUCCUGAGAGGGAGGUGGAAGCCAGCAAAGCCAGCUCUUCUUGGCCCUGUGUUCUGCCUGAAGGUAUGUCCCAAAGAUACUGGUAGCAACCAUGUUUACUUCUGUGGGGUGGGAAGCAAGUGAUGCAUCAAUUUUGCAGAGGAAUGAUUAGGGUGAAGUAGGUACCUGCUUGUCUUCAACGUAACUGGAAAAAAUCUUCACUUACCACAAAGAAAGGGAUGUACCUGCUCUUCAUGUGCUCCUGCCUUAUUCCCUUGCCACGUAUGUUAGCUUAUUAAUCACAGGGAACAGGAAAGGGGAGGAAAAAGUCCCCCUCUUGCGAUCGGCCACUUGGGUGUUCUGUAAAAGAUUCAAAAGCAAGACUUGAUUACAAAUUCUACUUAUCUACUUCAAAGCCACAAUUCAUCAGACUUUACUUGCUGACUGGAAUUGUAAGUAUGUUUCCAGUGUUUGUAUUGUUACAGCUGAAUUUCAGAAUAUCAGUGUUUCUCAAAUUUGGUAGAGUCUUACUGAGCUUGAAGGCAGGUGUGCUAUCCCAAAAAUAGAGUGGCAUUGAGUGUCUUGCAAUAAAACCUUGUUUCCGUUCUAUAAAAUCAGCUCACUGAAACUUAUCUGGUUUCUUGCUAGGUAACUCCAACUAAUGUUUCUUGGUGAAGGCCUUUGUGUCAAAUCUUAGUAAGUUAGCUUCUGCAAGCCUUCAUCCCAUACUGAGUCCAAACUCUAAUGCAAACAACAUUGUCCUAUUCCACAUUUACCUUUUUACAGGAAGAAAUGGAACUGUGUUUGGAUUCUGCCAUUGCAUUAAAUGUUGGUCCAGGCUCUCUGUUUAAGUGCAUUCCUCCAUUGGUGAAUAGUAGAAAAGGUUUUAUUUUUUGGAUUAACUCCUAUGGAAAAAUUAAACAGAAAUCCUAAUCUUAAAUUUACGUGGGCUCUGUGACAAAGAAUGUGUCCAUUAUUCCUUUUUUGUUUAUACAUAGCACUGAUUUCCACUCACACAGUGUGUGAUAAAACUCCAACCUUCUCCACUUUCCAUACUUCGGUGUUGUAAUUGUACACAGUAAACUCACUUGCGCAGUGACUCAGGUUGCUGUGCUGAAAAGAUAAAUCCCUCCCUGUAAGCCUGUAUGAUAC
Lagopus leucura (white-tailed ptarmigan) is the source of this 2425-nucleotide messenger RNA. RefSeq lists its product as uncharacterized. The record is from RefSeq and is a predicted model, not a curated record. NCBI's taxonomy places the organism in Eukaryota, Metazoa, Chordata, Aves, Galliformes, Phasianidae. Bases 1 to 1380 code for a protein of 459 amino acids. The transcript has 9 exons.